Molecule: messenger RNA, 135 nt
Organism: Echinococcus granulosus
Lineage: Eukaryota; Metazoa; Platyhelminthes; Cestoda; Cyclophyllidea; Taeniidae
Exons: 3
Coding region: 1-135 (44 amino acids)
Source: RefSeq, a predicted model, not a curated record
AUGCAAGAAGUGCGGGAAUCAGAGGCAGUGCCAGAGUCAAUUGCCAAGACGAAGAGAAACCUGUUAAACAUCGAUUUCGUCAUAAAAAAGCGGGCUGCGGCAGCCCUAAAGUCGCUGGACCAUAGUGACCAUUAG